GCAUUACAUCUGUAUUUAGCAUUCAAACUAACGAGAAGGAAAUCCUGUUGAAUGCUUCCAUCCUCGUAUACUCGACCAGUGUCCACAAAUCCCACCGAUACUUGACAUGAACAGUAAACGAGGUAACCCUAAGAUUCGCUGACAGAAUCCUUGUCGAUAACCAAAAGAUUUGCCGUUCAACCGUCCGUGUCUUUGAACUGGUAGAAGCACCGCAUCUGGCUCGCUUUAAGAGCGAUCUCUGCCUGCGCCGGCCACUAACAGUCGCCGUUCAAACAUUUGUAGCGUACGAAGCAUCCGCACGCAUCGAAAAGUUCCGUUUUCUCCUACCUGCCUAAGUUCCCGUUACAAUUCCUCUCAUCUUCCCUCUCUGAUGAAAUGGCGCGAUCUGGGCCCUGAAAUCUCGGAAUCCCGAAGCAGAGGAUGGAUUUGAAGGCUCCGGGGACGUGUUCUUGCGGCGCCCUCCGUCUGCGUUGGAGGGAUCUGGGACGUGGGAAGCCGGUAGCGCUGUCGGUGCCGGUGCCAUCUUGGAGGCGGGAGAGGGCGCAAGGCAGGAGACCGAAGCGUUUCGGAUUGUCCGUUAAGCUGGUGAAAGAUGAGAGCUUGUCAUUGCCGCGGGCUUCUUUCUCCUUGACUCCAACUCCUCCCGAGGAGGAGUCCGUAAGGAACCAGAACCUUAGUUUGCUUCCGCUCCCAAAACCAUUGUCUUCAACAGAUGUUUCUGUUUCUGGCCAUAAACCUAACAUACGUGUAGCAUAUCAGGGUUGCCCAGGUGCAUUCGGUGAGGCUGCUGCUCGUAAAGUAUACCCAGAUUGUCAAGCAGUUCCAUGCGAACAGUUUGAAGUUGCUUUCCAGGCGGUCCAACUUUGGCUGGCUGAUAAAGCAGUUCUUCCAAUUGAGAAUUCAUCAUUUGGAAGCUAUCAUCGGACUCAUGACUUGCUUCUUUCUCAUAAUUUGCAUAUUGUGGGUGAGGUGCAAUUGGCUGUUGACCACUGUCUUAUGGCUCUGCCAGGUGUGAAAAAAAAGGAGCUAAAACGUGUCUUAAGCCACCCGCAGGCACUUGGGCAAUGCGAGAUUGCACUGAGCAAAUUAGGCGUCAUUCGAGAGAGUUUUGAUGAUACUGCUGGUGCUGCUCGGUUGAUAGCUUCAAAAGGUUUAGGAGAUGUUGGAGCAAUUGCAAGUGCCCAAGCUGCAGAGAUAUACGGGCUUCAUAUACUUGAGGACAAGAUACAGGACAUCUCUUUUAAUAUUACACGUUUUCUGAUUCUGGCUCGGGAACCCAUAAUUCCAAGGAUUGGCUGUCCUUUUAAGACAAGCAUUGUAUUCACUCUUGAAGAUGGUUCUGGGGUACUGUAUAAAGCAUUGGCAGUUUUUGCUCUUAGAAAUAUAAAUCUGACAAAGAUAGAGAGCAGGCCACAACGUAAACGCCCUCUGAGGUUUGUUGAUGAUACAGAUCAUGGUACUGCCAAGUACUUUGAUUAUCUUUUCUACAUUGAUUUUGAAGCAUCCAUGGCGGAGCCCGGUGCACAAAAUGCCUUGUCCAACCUACAGGUCAGAAAAAAAGAGCCUACUUCUCUGUCUUACUUUAGUUCUUACACUUUUGAGAAAUCACAAUGAAAACCCCUGUCAAGUUGUUGUCGCCGCUGACAUUUUCCUGCAGGAGCUUGUCUACUUAUCCAGGGAUUAGUGAAUUGGAAAAACAUUUACCUGCACUUAUAAAUAUUUCAGAAUAUAUAUAUAUAUAUAUAUAUGCUAGUCUGUGUGAAGUCAUACCAAAGAACAGUUUGGAAAUCCUGGUACAUUUUCUAGGUCCAAGGACAUGAGGUCAAUCUUUAAAGAAAACAUUAGCUAGGGGAUGAAAUUAAUAGAUUACAACAGCUUUUACGAAAACACAAAUUAGAAUAGAAGGAAAUGAUUGCCGGUGGGAAAUAUCAAAGCAUUAACCUAAUACCCAAAAAAAGUGUAACACUCAUCUUUAGAUCAUUCUUUAGCACAAACGAUAACCUUUUUAAUGUUAUUAUUCACUGAGGAACAGUUAAGACGGCGGUUCUGCAGAAGUUUCAGGACACCUUCACCAUUUAUGUCCGUCUUGGUCAUUUUGAAGUAGGAAGAUUUCAUCAUCUAAUGAUAUCAUAUUAUAUUGAAUUAAGCAGACAAUUUUGAUCAUUUAUUUAUCUUGAAAGAUAAACUUCUACUUCUUUCCUUGUUUCUUCAUUGCUAAACCCUUUUUUUGUUGCUUAGUGUUUAAUGACAUGACUAAUAAGUUCAGAUGUAGGAUGGUCUUCUCAUUUUUCUUCAUACAUUUAUCAAGUUGUUUUUUUUCCUCAUUUCAGCGGAGUCUUGAAUGUAAACUUGUAAACAAAUCACUAGUCAAGAUUUGAUAAAAUCAUUUUAGUAGCAUAAACUAUCACCUUCUUCAUGUUAUUAUUCACUGAGAAACAGUUGAGACUGCAGUUGUGCACAAGUGAGGGCACCUUCACCACUUAGUCUAUGAUGACUUGUUGGAAGUUAAAGGUCUUCAUUGUGUUACUCCAUUAACAUAGUUUUGCUUGUGCAGGAAUUUGUUACAUUUCUUCGAGUUCUAGGCUCUUUUCCAAUGGAUAUAACUCUGUAAUAUCUCCAAAGAAAUUUUCCUACAUACAUUACUAAGACAAGGCCCAAUCAAGGUUCAUAUGUCGAAAAUUUAUGCAGAUGAAUGCUCUCCUAGAAGCUCAAAGGGUUCUCUCUAAUGAAGGAUAUGAACAUCCUGUUUCCAGUUCCUUGUAAGUUUUACAUUGUCCAAUCCCAUCAAGAAAACUUGCUCCUAUUAUUCUUUCACAUUGAUUCAUCUAUCUUCAGCUUUGGUGUUUUCUAAAAGAGUGCAGCAAUAAGAAUUGUGUGCCAUUAUUUUCUUGCAAUCUGUGUCUUACAUGGAUCUUCAAAUGGCAACCGUAAGAGAUCCAACGUGUUAGCUAUUACGAUUUACACAUACACAU
Molecule: messenger RNA, 2972 nt
Organism: Musa acuminata AAA Group (dessert banana)
Lineage: Eukaryota; Viridiplantae; Streptophyta; Magnoliopsida; Zingiberales; Musaceae
Product: arogenate dehydratase/prephenate dehydratase 6, chloroplastic-like
Exons: 10
Coding region: 421-1614 (397 amino acids)
Biological process (GO): L-phenylalanine biosynthetic process
Cellular component (GO): cytoplasm; chloroplast
Molecular function (GO): prephenate dehydratase activity; arogenate dehydratase activity
Source: RefSeq, a predicted model, not a curated record